Molecule: messenger RNA, 1044 nt
Organism: Corylus avellana
Lineage: Eukaryota; Viridiplantae; Streptophyta; Magnoliopsida; Fagales; Betulaceae
Source: RefSeq, a predicted model, not a curated record
AUGGAGAGAGGGAGCCUAGCAGUACCGGUGGGAUUUCGUUUUUUGCCCAAGGAUGAAGAACUUCUUGUUGACUUUCUUCAAAAGAAAGUCAAGGGAGAGCCGCUACCUCAUGAUUGGGUGGUUGAGUGUGACAUCUAUGGCGACAAGGAGCCAUGGAUGAUUUUUGAUAAAACUUUGAAACAGCUUUUCUUCGUCUUCACGAAGUUGAAGAAGAAAAGCAAAUCAAGGAUGCAGAGAAUAGUUGGGUCAGGCACUUGGAAAAUAGAACACACCGAAGCAAUUCAUGAUAGUGAAAAUAAACUUAUUGGGUUUAAAAAAUCGUUUGUCUUCGAAUAUAAGAAGAACAAGGCCAAAGUUGUUGGUAACGGACACUGGAUUAUGCAUGAAUUUUCCCUUCGAGAUUAUUCACACCUUGAAGAUUUUGACGAGUACGUUAUUUGUAGAAUCAGAAACAAAGACACGGAUAACAUGAAAUAUCCUGUGAGAAGCUUCCAACAUGACAGUCAACAAGUUCAGAAUCACGAGAUUCAAAUCUUGAAUGCAAGAAACAUGAACCCCGAAGCAUCUUCAACAACGUUAUCACAAUUUCAUGCAUGUUAUCAAACACCUGCAUGUGAUGAACUAGAUCCUAUAGAGACAAGCCUCAUGGGCAAUGGGCAAUUUGUUUCGGGAGGGGAGAUGCCCCUAGAUUUACACAAACAUGACAGUCAACAAGUUCAAAAUCACGAGAUCCAAAUCUUGAAUGCAAGAAAGAUGAACCCCGAAGCAUCUUUAUCAACGCUUUCACAAUUUGUUUCGGGAGGUGAGAUGCCCGAAUAUCAAGCUCCAACAACAUCGGAACCACUAUUUCCGGUGUAUGAAUUGGCUCUGGCAACAUCGGAACCACUAUUUCCGGUGUAUGAACUGGCACCGGCAACAUCAGAACCACAGUUUUCAGUGUAUGAACUAGCACCGGCAACAUCGAAACCACAGUUUUCGGUGUAUGAACUGGAGAAUCAAGGUUUUUUCAAUGUAGUAUUUGAUUCAAAUGAUUUCUAUGUUUAA